CUUGGGGGCGGGGCUGCGCCGGCCGCUUCCCAGCCAGGCUGAAAGGGCUCGGGUAGCCGGCCUUGUCGGCCCUUAAAGAACCCCCUGGAUGGCCUGGCCUCAACUGCCCUCGCCGAGCCACGCAAAGGGUGCUGCUUCUGGUUCUCGUCGGCCUCCCAGGUUGGCUUUCCUGCUUUUCCCGAAGGUGGGCCCUUAGGUUUACCGCCAGGAGCCUGCGGCCGCCGGGAAACCCAAACCCGAGUGUCCGGAGAGUAACCGGAAGUGCCGUCCCAGGCGGAGGGGCGGCGCCGUCUGCUGCCGUGGAGAGGGAAGAAUUGAGUGUUGUGAAUAGUUAUGGACUAGAGACCUUUUGGAGCCAAAAGGAAGAUAGUCUUGAGUCUUUGUUGUUAUGGGUUGGAAAUACCAAGUAAAGAAUUAGUAUAUAUGAUGCUGGAAACUUGCAGAGAGGAGCUGCUCAUGACUGAAAGGCCUAAAACAGAUGUAUCUUUCAAGUUCUCAUCGAGAAAAUGACUGUGAAGAAAAUGAUGGGUCAGGAAGACCAGUGGAAAACUCCCUAGGAGAGAGCCAUAGAAAAUGUACACUUCAGAAGAGAGGUAUAAUCAGAGAACUCAAAAAAGGAAAAUAUAUCAUGUAUACCCUCAGAAGGGUAAAAAGAUUUUUAUUCAUGUGCAUGAGAUUACUCAAAUAGAUGAUCAUAUAUACCAGUGCCUUGAAUGUGAGCAAAACUUCUGUGAAAACUUAGCUCUUAUUAUGUGUGAGAGAACCCAUACAGGGGAGAAACCUUAUAGAUGUGAUAUGUGUGAGAAAACCUUCAUCCAAAGCUCAGAUCUUAUUUCACACCAGAGGAUCCACAAUUAUGAGAAACCUUAUAAAUGUAGCAAAUGUGAGAAGAGCUUCUGGCACCACUUAGCCCUUUCAGGACACCAGAGAACACAUGCAGGUAAAAAAUUCUAUACAUGUGACAUUUGUGGCAAGAAUUUUGGUCAGAGCUCUGAUCUGCUUGUCCACCAGCGAAGCCAUACAGGCGAGAAACCGUAUCUAUGUAGUGAGUGUGACAAAUGCUUCAGCCGAAGUACAAACCUCAUAAGACACCGAAGAACUCACACAGGUGAGAAACCAUUUAAGUGUCUGGAGUGUGAAAAAGCUUUUAGUGGGAAAUCAGAUCUUAUUAGCCACCAGAGAACUCAUACUGGUGAAAGGCCCUACAAAUGUAAUAAGUGUGAGAAAAGUUACCGACACCGUUCAGCCUUCAUUGUUCAUAAAAGAGUUCAUACUGGGGAGAAGCCCUAUAAGUGUGGUGCCUGUGAGAAAUGCUUUGGCCAGAAAUCAGACCUUAUUGUACACCAGAGAGUCCACACAGGUGAGAAGCCGUAUAAAUGUUUAGAAUGUAUGCGAAGUUUUACUCGGAGCGCCAACCUAAUCAGGCACCAGGCAACUCACACUCACACUUUUAAAUGCCUGGAAUAUGAGAAAAGUUUCAACUGUAGUUCAGACCUUAUUGUGCAUCAAAGAAUUCACAUGGAAGAGAAACCACAUCAGUGGUCUGCAUGUGAGAGUGGCUUCCUCCUGGGCAUGGACUUUGUUGCCCAACAGAAAAUGAGAACUCAGACAGAGGAGCUGCAUUAUAAAUACGGUGUCUGUGAUAAAAGCUUUCACCAGAGCUCAGCACUUCUUCAACAUCAGACAAUCCACAUUGGUGAAAAACCAUAUAUCUGUGAUGUGGGUGAAAAAGGUCUUGAGCUCAGCCCUCCCCAUGCAUCAGAAGCCUCACAAAUGUCUUGACCAGACAAGAAGUUAUAAUGCCAUAAAAAAUGUAUUUGCAAUGUAAGAGAACUCCUUAAGAUGAAGAACUCUAAGCAAAUCUCAGACUUUCCUCAGAGCUCAGAUUUCACUGGGGACCAGAGAAUCUGCAAUUGUAGGAAGUUGAGAAAUGAUUUGCCUAGAGAGCUGUCCUUACAGAAGCUUAUCAACCACUCCAAUGAGAAACCUUACAAAUGCUCUGAGUUUGGGAAAACCUUUAGUCCAAGCUUGUAUCUGAUCACCCACAAGAGGAUUCUUACAGGUGGGAAACCUUACAAAUUUGGUGAAUGUGAGAAAGCUUUCUAGCAAUGGUCACCUCUUCUCAUUCCAAGAGAAUUCACAUUGGUGGACAGCAUUUUUAAUACCCUGUGUCAACAGUGCUUCAGAGAGUGUGCACGUUUCAUUGGACGUCAGAACGCCCCACUGGGAAGAGACCCCCACAAGUGUGAAGAAAGCUUCUAACAGAACUAUGACUUUCUUACCUAUCAGAGAAGCCAUACAGGUGAAAAUUUCUAUAUUUGCCUUGAAGGUGGCAAAAGCAUUAGGUGGAGAGCCUUCUUGGGUUUGCACGCCCCCC
Molecule: messenger RNA, 2377 nt
Organism: Orcinus orca (killer whale)
Lineage: Eukaryota; Metazoa; Chordata; Mammalia; Artiodactyla; Delphinidae
Product: zinc finger protein 322
Exons: 1
Coding region: 574-1782 (402 amino acids)
Biological process (GO): regulation of DNA-templated transcription
Molecular function (GO): RNA polymerase II cis-regulatory region sequence-specific DNA binding; DNA-binding transcription factor activity, RNA polymerase II-specific
Source: RefSeq, a predicted model, not a curated record